Messenger RNA from Sesamum indicum (sesame), 3648 nucleotides. Its product is annotated as Phox (PX) domain-containing protein. The record is from RefSeq and is a predicted model, not a curated record. NCBI's taxonomy places the organism in Eukaryota, Viridiplantae, Streptophyta, Magnoliopsida, Lamiales, Pedaliaceae. Gene Ontology annotation, molecular function: phosphatidylinositol binding.
GAAACAAAAACUAAAAUCGUGUUUACAUCAAAUCCCUCCAUUUCAUCUUCAAGAUCUGAAAUACUCCUCAAUCAUUCUCUCUCUCUCUCUCUCUCUCUCUCUCUCUCUCUCUCUCUCUCUCCCCGCUUGAAUCUUCGAAGUUGUGAGGUUAAAUGAGAUGAUAAACGGGGAGGGGGCUGAGGAGAAACCAGCCUCUGCGGUCGCCUCUCCGUGUGAUCCUCCCGGCGAUCAGGACUCGGACGGUGGGGAUGAUUUGUCGCACUACUCCUCCUGCGGAGGGGAAUCGGAGUACGAGAGGUACUGUAGUGCCAGCUCGGUGAUGGGUACCCCUAGUUUUCGUAGUAGCUCAUUUCAAGAUUCUGAUUUUGGGUCAUUCAAAAGCUUCAAACUUGGAGGUGAGAGUACUAGUUUUAAGAAUCUUGGGGCAGAACGGGUAUUAUCGAGUUAUCAAGAAUCCAAGUGUGGAAGUGGCUCCAGUAAGGGGGAUGAGUUUGAUUGUGAUAAGGGUAACGGGACGUUGAAUUUGAACGGGAGGAUGGAGAGCUUUUCCGUGAGCAAUGUUGAUUUGCAGGGAAAUUUUGAUGUGGAUGGUAAUUGGGGAAAUGAGGUUGUAAUAGAGAAUGAAAGUAAGGGAAACAGUGAGGGAACUGCGAGAGUUUCAGCUGAGUUUGUGGAGUUUGGUAGGGAGUAUUGUUAUAGGAGUGUGGAGAAAGGGUGUGAUAAGGGAGAGGGGUUGGAAAUUGAUGGAGGUGAGGAUGGGAACUUAUUGGAUGAAGGUGACGCUUCUUCAAGGUAUGAACACUCAGAGGGUGAGGAUUCGAUGUUUGGAUAUGGUAGUGAUGAUGAUAGGAAGAUUGAUAUCUAUUACAGGAAGAAUGCACAUCUUUUUCACGGUGAAGAAAGUGGGACAAAAGAAAAUCAGCUAGUUAUGAAUUCCACAGUGGCCUUUGGUUCCAAUGAUUGGGAUGACUUUGAUCAGGAAAGCAGAGAGACUCCUAUUGGAUCAAUGGUUUGGGAUGAAAUUCAGGGCGGAAGACAGACUAGUCUGCCAAGUGGUAUUAGCUCCUUAAGUUUUGCUACUGCUAAUUCUGUUACAUAUCCGAAUAUGCUUUUGGAAGAACGACAUGAUGAAGUCCGAAGUACUCAUGCAGCUCCUAACCAAUUUCCUGCUGGUGGUCAACUAGUAGAAUCUAAUAUGAAUGCUUCAUCCACAAAUACCAAUCUUUUGAAACUUGACAGUCGAUUUGAAGAUGUAAAAAGAGUACUUGUUUCAGGUAAUCAAGUUAGUGAUAUGGACGAAUUGUCUGAGUAUCUUGGACUUAGUCCUGGUCACAAUAUAUUUCCAACAAAUAAGGAUCCACCAGCAACAGAAGCCCUGGAAAAUGAGGAGUUGGAAAUUGGUGAAACUGAAUCUGUAAUGAAACAUCAAGACACGGCCACCAGUGAGAUCACAGCCAUUCGUCAUGAUAUUGUCUUAGAAAAUCGGGAUUUAGAGGAAAAAAAAUUGGACCCUCUUUCUGAAUGUGCAGUCAAUAACCAGAAUCUGCUUCCAACAACAAGUAAGGAAGUUAGAGAGGCCAAAUUAUCUGAAGACAACAGUUCCUUUGAAAUGUCAUCGAUUGCUGAUACUACUAUGAGCACCACAAUGAAGAAAAACUUUUCUUUUGCAUUUGAUCAAAUUGAAGAUCAUUUUGUGCCAGCAAAGAGUAGGGGUUUCGAGUUAAAUGAUUUCUAUGAUGAAAUUGUUAAUGAUAUGGAAGAUAUACUACUAGACUCAGGUGAUCCCCCUGGGUCUAGGUUCGCCCAUGGUGGUAGGAUAUAUCAAACCCAAUUUCCUCAGCCAUCGAGAGAUGGUGGCUCUACUGCUUCUACAUCUGGCACAGAUUAUGCUUAUAAUUGGAGUCAGCAACCUCUUAAGAUUGAUAGAAUUGAGGUGGUGGGUGCAAGACAAAAGAAAGGUGAUGUUUCAUUCAGUGAGCGGCUGGUUGGAGUCCAAAAAUACACAGUUUAUAAGAUAAGAGUUUGGAGUGGGGAAGACCAUUGGGAGGUGGAGCGCCGUUAUCGUGACUUUAGUACUUUGUAUUAUCGGUUGAAGAAACUAUUUGCUGACCAUGGCUGGAUCCUUCCAUCACCCUGGUCUUCUGUUGGAAGAGAAUCCAGAAAGCUUUUUGGUAAUGCUUCGCCCAGUGUCAUUGCUGACAGAAGUGUUCUUAUCCAAGAGUGUUUACAAUCUGUUAUCCAUGCUAAAUUUUCCUCUGGCUCCCUCAAUCCGCUCAUUGGUUUCCUCUCUCCAUCGGAAGGGAUGCCCGAUUCUCCUGCAUCUGAUUCUAAUGCAUCUCCAUCACCAUUUUUCAACAGAAGCACACAGAUGGAAAAUUGUUCGACCUUAGGACAGACUGUUUCCCUUGUUGUACAGAGUCGCCCUUUGAAAUCAAUGAAACAGAUGCUAGAUUCACAACAUCAUAAAUGUGCAGGAUGCCACAGAAACUUUGAUGAUGGAAGAACAAGGUUGCAGGAAUUCGCGCAGACACUAGGUUGGGGCAAACCUCGUCUUUGUGAAUACAGUGGCCAGUUAUUCUGCUCUUUGUGCCAUAACAAUGACACUGCUGUCUUGCCUGCCAGAGUUCUGCAUUAUUGGGAUUUUACUCAAUACCCAGUAUCUCAGCUGGCUAAAUCAUAUUUGGAUUCUAUUAAUGACCAGCCAAUGCUUUGUGUCAGUGCUGUUAAUCCUUUGCUGUUUUCAAAAGUUCCAACAUUGCAGCAUGUGGCAAAUCUCAGAAAUAGAAUAAGAGCAAUGUUGCCAUAUGUCCGCUGCCCUUUCCGUAGAUCCGUCUACAAAGGUCUUGGAUCUCGGAGAUAUCUUCUUGAUAGCAACGAUUUUUUCGCUCUAAGAGACCUGAUCAAUCUGUCCAAGGGGGUGUUUUCAGCAUUACCCGUGAUGGUUGAAACUGUCUCUCGUAAAAUUGAGGAACAUAUCACCGAGCAAUGCCUUCUGUGCUAUGAUGUUGGUGUCCCUUGUAGUGCUCGACAAGACUGUAGCAAUCCACUUUCCCUCAUUUUUCCUUUCCAGGAAGGAGAGGUCGGAAAGUGUAGAUCUUGUGAAUUGGUUUUCCACAAGAAUUGCAUCAAGAAAAUAGCAAGCUGUCCUUGUGGUGCUCGUUUUAAACUGGAGGAGAUGAAGCAAAGUGCCGAUGGAGUAACCCGUAGUGCAAAUAGCAAUCUAAAUUUACUGGGAGGAAUGGCAGAAUCGAGUACUGGACUUCUUUCUGGCUUGUUCGCCAAGGUAAUUCCAGGAAGGUCUCAGAUUCUGGGGAAACAAGACACGAAAGGCGUUGAUAACGUUAUUCUAAUGGGUGCAUUGCCGAACACCUCCCUCUGAACUCUAUCAUGGGCUUGUUAUUUUCGCUGUUCAAUCCAAUAAAUGGGGAUUGCCAUUGUUAAUCCUGGAAGAUCCUUAAGCCUUUUUACCUCCCAUUUCUUCUUUUUUGAACCUGAGUGUAUUCUUUUGUUACAUAUAGUCUCAGUUCACUCUUGUAACCAAGUGUAUUCUUUGUAAUGUAGUUUCAGCAUAGGAGUGAUGCAUAUAUUCGUUCUUCCACUCUGUAGAUAUGAUUUUUCACAUUUUUACAUAUAAAUGAUUUUCUCAAA